This is a messenger RNA of Exophiala xenobiotica, 3491 nucleotides long. RefSeq lists its product as uncharacterized. The coding region runs from base 155 to 3082 and encodes 975 amino acids. Lineage: Eukaryota; Fungi; Ascomycota; Eurotiomycetes; Chaetothyriales; Herpotrichiellaceae. The record is from RefSeq and is a predicted model, not a curated record. The transcript has 4 exons.
GAUGAUCAUCGUUUCUCAUCUCUCCCUGCUUCUCGUCCUGCUUUUCUUGUUCCCUCGUCCUUUUGUGUUCUCUGUCCACCGUUCUCCAGCCUGUCAUUGCCUAUAUUGUCUCGUUCAUGGUUGACGCUACAUUCUAUCUGAUAGUUUUGCCAUUAUGUCCAUCGAUUCCUCAGACUUUGGGGACCUUCCCCCAGAAGAGGAGCUUGACGAGUUUACCAGCGCCGGUGAUCGUUUGUCGAAAGUGAUUCUUGACAAUCAAGCCACUGAUCGACUCCUUACCAAGAGAUCGGCUCGGAAUGUGAAACUGUCUAUGGGAGCACCUGGUGUUCGGAGAAAGCAGGCCGCAGUUGCAAAGGCUUUACCCUGCUUCAUGCAAAGUCUCGGAAAACCACCUCAUUCUUGUCCCGGUCCCGAAGAAAUAUUUCGCUUCGUUGCUACUCUCAUUCUUCGAAUCCGACCACGACACCAUGACAAGCCCUCCCCCUCGAUUACAACUGUCCGUGAUUACUGGUACUAUCUGGUCAGACACUGCGAUUUCUCCUUCGGCCAAGAGUUCCGUCGGCACUAUGAUCGUCAGGUGGUACUGAAGAUCAAUGCCCACCUCGACCAGGAGUUCCGACGUGGCCAUCUAACUCGUGGACUAUGGGAAAAAAGAAGAUAUGUUGGAAUCAUGGCCCUACAAAACAUGGGGCUCACAUACCUUCGAAAAGCAGUUCGUCACGGCUGCCAAUCGAUUGACAUUGUAGUCCAGAGAUGGCUCGGAGUCUUGCUGCAAUCUUCCUGCGUGGGCCGUCCCGGUGAUGUGGCCCGAACGAAUGGCUACAAAGCGUCUGAAUGUCUAUGCUAUUCCGACAUUGUUCUUCAGUUGCGGCCUGGCGGCACCACUGUCAACGACCUAUCGGCCACGGUUACCCUGAGAUAUACGAAGGGGAAAAAGUUCGAUUCGAACGAUGACAAGGUCUUGUUUUGGGAACCUAUUCGCGAUCCAGCGUUGAACCCCAUGUGUGCUAUCAAGCUCUGUCUUAUCCAUGCAUUGAGACACGGGAAUUGUCAUGGAAAGACGAUUGAAGAAACGAUCCAGCAUACGAUGAUGCAGGGAGACAGGCGUGUUGUCUGGAGACAUCCUGACAGACCGGUUCUGAUGGCCAUCCAUCCGAAGCGAAGGGGCUUUCUUCUUGAAGACCAGCCAGCAGGAACCCAGCAAAUCACCCGCAGCGUCAGAUUGAUGGCGCUGGUCUGUGGUAUUGUUGACCCAAUCUCAGCUCGUCACCUACGAAACGGUGCCGUUCGUGAUCUCUCCCAUCUCCAGAGUCGACCGGCAGGGACACCGGAUCACUUUGUCCGACGGUCUGCUGGCCAUUCCAUGCAGUCUUUCAACUCGGGUGUGACGGAUCAUUACUCGGGUCCGACCCAAACAGACACAAUGGUCUUACGCACCAAGGAACCCCUUCAGGACUGGUUGGCCCCAGCGGUUGAUACAUCCAAGGCACAAGGCUCCGUGUUACGGGUGGAUAAGAGAAGGGUUUUGGUGCUGAACCCGUCCCAGCAAAACUUGAAAAUCACCACUGGUCAUUCUGAGCGCAACACCACUGGUCCACAUAAGAGGCCACGAUCACCUAGCCCGGUGGCCCCCGAUGUAAUCGACCCUCGACUCCGAGGCACCGGAGGCGGAACCGCCCUCCCUGAUAUCGGCAACGAAAGUGGCUUGACUGUAGCGGAGGCCGAUGAUGUCGAUGCCUGUGAUGAAGCUCAACUACGCUUGGUAAGCGAUUUGGUACUAGGCAUCCCUACAAAGCCAGCCCCAGACCAGGGAGAAACGCGUCCAAUUGAAACCGAGGACGUUAAUGAGACUGAUGGGAACGAUGAUACCACCGCCCUCUUGCCGGAUCUGGCGUCGCUCUUCGAUGAUUCCACGGAGCCGUGGCCGGAUGAUCCCAUGGCUUUUGUCAAUUUCUGGGCGAGGCACAACGAGUAUCUGUUCGCCCAAAGCCACGGACAAUAUGACCACAAGGACCAGGAGACUGUACGGGACCGCGUACCAACGGGCAACAGCCGAGCAGAUCCGACCCGGUACGCUUUCAGGUGUCGCAAGGGCUGUCCCUUUCAGACAUUCACCAAGCAUCAUUUGAUGAUGCACGAGCCAAAUUGUCGUGGACCUUCUACCCUACCUGAAGAGGCAGAGGUCGACAAGCUCGGGUGCCCUUAUGACGACUGCAACUCGUUGUUCCCAAGUCAACCGUCUCUGGCACAGCAUAUCACCAUUAUACACAAUUUCGAACCAAGAACUUGUAAUCGGGGAUGUGUAGAUGGUCACAUCUACAACAGCAAGGCGGAAUUCGUUAAACACCUGGAGAGAGUUCACACUGAUUGGGAACCGCAACAAUGUCCCAAAAAGACCGACUGUCAUUCUGAGACUUUUUUCGUUGUUCCUAGUACCUUGAAGGCUCACCUUGUUGCACAGCAUCAGAUGUCAUACGAGGAGAUUCGCCAGUCAGUGCCGGAAGUCUAUAGGUCAGAGGAGUCCAAGCCCUGGCAUCCCACUCGGUGUCCCCUCGAAGCUUGUACCAGCCUUUCCAUGUUCGACACACCAAACAAACUGCGCAAACAUCUUCGAACAACACAUGACUAUUCCGCUGCUGAAGCUGAGGAAUUGGCUCCACUGGAACGGAUCAAAGCACUCCUCGUUGACCCUCCUACGAAGCCUACCGAGAAGAAACAGCGUAUUUUCGACUGUCCCGUUGAUCCGAAAUGUGAUCGCAAAUUCGAUUCAAUCACGACCAUGCAAAAGCACCUGAUGACCAAGGUUCACGGCAACCCCAUGGCCUCCGACAAGGCUCUAGAACUUGCCGAAGAAACUAUGGGCAGGAAAAAGAAAAAAGCCGUUGCCAGCACGACGGCGCCGCAAGACGUCGCUAUGCAUUGCCCGAAGUGCAGGUACAGCCAAGUUACAUUCAAGAAGCCUGGCAUACUGAAAGCCCAUCUGAUCAAUACUCACCGUGUCGAACCUGGUUUGGCACACGAGUUGACAGAGGAAACUUUCGGAAGAAAAAUCAUCAAACGAGCGCCUCGGAGCAAACAAUGACCGAUAUGAGAGAAUGACUGAUGGUCAUUUUGUUCAUCCUUAUCCUGUCUGAAGCUCUGGGUCUUUGUGUUCAUGUCCAUCUUUCUCUGUGCUGGCGCAGAGUUAGUUUCGUGGAUAUUGUGCUAUGGCUUAUCGCGUCAUAGCUGACGGGGGAGGCGGGUGAUACGCAGUGCAUUGCAGCUUCAUCCGAGGGUCGGUACGUUAUAUGUUACAGCGUAAGGAACUACGCGUUCUACGGGAAUACCUCGAGACGUAUUUGGCCCGUAGAUGAAGCACUAUGAGACUUCCCAGCCCUAUCUGGUAUUUUGCAUUGGUGUCUUUGUAUCUAGUGAGAGCGCCGAUAGAGGAUGCGGUAGCGCAGCACAUAUCUAUGCGUUCAAGCAUUCGAUAAUUUGAUCCAGCCUCAGGA